Molecule: messenger RNA, 2110 nt
Organism: Aspergillus saccharolyticus JOP 1030-1
Lineage: Eukaryota; Fungi; Ascomycota; Eurotiomycetes; Eurotiales; Aspergillaceae
Product: oxidative DNA demethylase
Exons: 2
Coding region: 74-2017 (647 amino acids)
Biological process (GO): peptidyl-proline hydroxylation; regulation of translational termination
Cellular component (GO): cytoplasm
Molecular function (GO): iron ion binding; L-ascorbic acid binding; peptidyl-proline dioxygenase activity
Source: RefSeq, a predicted model, not a curated record
CGUCCCUCCGCUGUCGCAUUCGACUUUCCUCCCAGGCAUCUCCUCCUCUCAUCAUCUCUUUACAUCACUCAAAAUGAAGCGUAAGACACAGAGCAGCUCGAGUGCCAAAGGUCAGCCGGAGACGAAGAAGCGCGCCUUGUCCAGCGAGGAAGCCGCCGCCCGUUUCCGUGACGGUCUGUUCGAGCCCUCGGAGCAACAGAAGUAUACCGAGCAGUACGCUCAAUCUGCUCCCUACAAGCAUGGAGUCAUUUCCCCCUUGAUCGAGCCCUCUCUCCUCCGCGCAGUCCGCGAUGAAAUCCAGGCACAAGUCGACUUUACCGAGAAGGAGACGGAUAUUUACAAGAUCUUCCAGUCUGGUGAUCUGGCAAAUCUGGACGGUCUUGACGAUGCCUCCUUGGCCAAGCUCCCUUCGAUCCUGAAGCUACGCGAUGCUAUGUACUCUGCGCGCUUUCGCGAAUACCUCUCCGCCGUGACCGGAUCCGGCAAGCUCAGCGGUCGCAAGACCGACAUGGCCAUCAAUGUCUACAACGAAGGCUGCCACCUCUUGUGUCAUGACGAUGUCAUUGGCAGCAGACGUGUAUCCUACAUUCUGUACCUCACCGAUCCCGAUACCCCAUGGCAAGAAGAAUGGGGUGGUGCGCUGCGCCUCUACCCUACAACCACGAAGAAGGAUGUCAAUGGCGAGGAUGUCAAGAUCCCCAGCCCGGACUUCAGCCUUAGCAUUCCUCCCGCGUUCAACCAGCUGAGCUUUUUCACCGUUCAACCUGGCGAGAGUUUCCACGAUGUUGAGGAGGUCUACCACCCUAAGGAGAACGAGGACAAGUCCAAGAAGCGGGUGCGCAUGGCGAUCAGCGGAUGGUUCCACAUUCCCCAGGAAGGCGAAGACGGAUACGAGGCUGGCUUGGAGGAGAAGCUCGCCGAGCGUAGCAGUCUUGCCCAACUCCAGGGACGAGGCGAUAUCUACGAUCUCCCCCAGCCCAAGCCGGUCGUCUGCGAGGAGGUCGACGGACCGGCGGAUGAGGGCAAGGGCAAGGGCAAGGCGAAGGUGGAAGAAGAACCCAGCACCGAGUUCACGGAGUCCGACCUGAACUUCCUGAUUCAAUACAUCGCCCCCUCAUAUCUGACUCCUGACAUCGCCGAGGAGAUGUCGGAGACUUUUGGCAAUGAAUCCUCCCUUAGCCUUGACCGAUUCCUGUCGGAGAAAUUCGCCGCUCGCGUGCGCACGUACAUUGAAGAGCAGGAGAAGCGGUCCCUGCCCAACAACUCGGACGAGAUCCUUGCCCAGACCGGGUGGACCGUUGCCCGGCCCCCCCACAAGCAACGCUAUAUGUUUCAGCAGCACGGAACCGCGACGGAGGAUCAGAAGACCCCACUCCAAGAGCUACUCAACGACCUCUUUCCGUCCCGGGCUUUCCGCAAGUGGCUGGCGCUGAUCACCGGUGCGGCUCGCAUCUCGAGCUUCGACUACCUUGCGCGCCGUUUCCGCCGGGGCCAGGAUUACACCCUCGCCAGCGGCUACGAUGGGGAGGAGCCCCGCCUGGAGUUCACUCUGUGCCUGACGCCCACGCCCGGGUGGGAGCCCGAAGGCGCGGAGGAUGAAGACGAGGAGGCCGACGGCGAGUCCGAGGAGAAGUCCUCGUCCAAGCCCAAACCCGAGUCCACGGGCGAUGAGCCCGCGGUGGGUGGAUACGAGAUCUACAUGGCCGGAGACGACGAGGACGAGGGCGACGCGGCGAUCUAUCGGUCCGCCGCCGCCGACGAGGACGACGGCAUUCUCUUCAGCACAGCGGCCGGAUGGAACCGCCUCAGCAUUGUCCUUCGCGACAGCGGCACGCUCAAGUUUGUCAAGUACGUCAGUGCCGCGGCCAAGGGUGACCGCUGGGACAUCACUGGUGACUUGGGUGUUGAGUUCGACGACAAUGACGAUGAGGAGGACGAGGAUGAUGGUGAUGAUGAUGACGACGCAGCUGAUUUUGAAGACAUGGAGGAGGACGAAGAGGAGGGAGAUGAUGAAUGAACACUUUGAAUCCAAAAAUGAGCCUGUAUAUACCAAUGCCUUGGAAGCCAUAUUGAGACCAGGAUACUAAAAAAUAGAUCUUGUUUACCCUAC